This is a messenger RNA of Racocetra fulgida, 486 nucleotides long. Lineage: Eukaryota; Fungi; Glomeromycota; Glomeromycetes; Diversisporales; Gigasporaceae. The record is from the annotation of a GenBank genome assembly.
AUGGGUGCUCAAGGAUCGAAACAAAUCCAAAGAAAGUUUCCACAACAUGUUACUUCGGAAGUUAAAUCUAGUGCGGCUGAAACGCAUGCUAAAAUUCAAAACCAAAAUACAUUAGACGAUGUUACAAUUUCUUCUCAAAAAAUUAUAGCAAGUGCAACCCGUAAUAACGCCAUUGAAGAAGAUGGUAAAGACCCACAGCUAUUAAACAAUUUACAGGAAAUUGGUCAAGUAAUUUUACCGAAAGUCUCAAUACCAUAUAAACAGUCUGAUGAAAUGUUGGAAAUUCUUAAACAUAGACAAAUAGAACUUAAUGAGAACAAAAAUGUAUUGCAGAAAAAUAGAAUUUCUGUAGAUCAAUUAAAAGAAAUGUUGGAGAAAAAAAAUUUAGAUCCUAGUGAAUGGACACCGGAAAAGUUGGCUUCUCAAUAUAAUUUAGAUGUUUCAACUAUUAAAAUUUUAUUGAAGCAUAUAAACACUUUUAUGUAA